This is a messenger RNA of Rhizopus microsporus ATCC 52813, 352 nucleotides long. RefSeq lists its product as uncharacterized. The record is from RefSeq and is a predicted model, not a curated record. NCBI's taxonomy places the organism in Eukaryota, Fungi, Mucoromycota, Mucoromycetes, Mucorales, Rhizopodaceae. The transcript has 2 exons. Bases 10 to 333 code for a protein of 107 amino acids.
GUCCAAUUAAUGAUGGCAGAUAAAGACAAGACUAACGAAAAAGUAGACCAGGCUGCAUCUAGUGCGCAUCGAGGUGUAUCUGACGCAGCAGAGACGAUGAAAAAAGGUAUUCAUAACGCCUCUGAUCAAUAUGAAAGGGCGUCUAGACAUGCUGAAGAAGAAAUGGAGAAAUUGAAGGCAGAGCUGGCUGAUCUUCGACGGAGAGCAGCACCAAAAAUUGAAGAGGCAGAACAUUUCUUGGUCUCUCCUACAGCUAUUGCCUUUUAUAAGGGUUUGGUCACUGGUGUGGCCAUUGUAUUAGCGUACCAGAAAUACUCAAACAACAGACUAUAACGGAUUUAAGAAAAGAAGA